Aspergillus affinis is the source of this 807-nucleotide messenger RNA. RefSeq names its product SDR family NAD(P)-dependent oxidoreductase. The record is from RefSeq and is a predicted model, not a curated record. Gene Ontology annotation, molecular function: oxidoreductase activity, acting on the CH-OH group of donors, NAD or NADP as acceptor. The transcript is spliced from 4 exons. Bases 1 to 807 code for a protein of 268 amino acids. Lineage: Eukaryota; Fungi; Ascomycota; Eurotiomycetes; Eurotiales; Aspergillaceae.
AUGCGUCUCGAUAAGAAAGUCGCCGUCGUCACCGGAUCCUCCUCCGGACUUGGGCGAGCCAUUGCCAUCCGCUACGCCAAUGAAGGAGGACUCGUUGUUUGCGCGGACUUGUCUCCGAUGGCACGAUCGGUGGUUCCCGAAGAGCUCGAAAUCACGACGCACGAAGCCAUCCAGCAAGCCGGCGGACGAGCCAUCUUCGUGGGUACGGACGUUGGCGAUGCAGCGGCCGUCGAGCAAAUGGUGCAAGCGGCCGUGAAAGAAUUCGGACGUCUAGAUAUACUCGUGAACAACGCCGGCGUGGCCCUCGAGACUCGUCGGCCGGGAAAAGUCCACGAAACCGACGAAGACCUAUGGGACACGACGAUGCGCGUGAACGCGAAAUCAGUCUUCUUGGGAUGCAAGUAUGGGACAGCGCAGAUGCUGAGACAGGAACCGCAUGAAUCGGGCGAUCGGGGCUGGAUCAUCAAUAUGUCUUCGAUCUGUGGCAUUAUUGGGACAUUGGAUACUCCAUCAUACUGUGCUUCCAAAGGAGCAGUCAGCAAUCUUACUCGCCAGGUCGCCUUGGACUAUGCAGCCGAUCGCAUCCACGUGAAUGCCAUCUGUCCUGGAUAUACCCAAACUGCUAUAUUUCGCGACACGACGGGGGGCAAUCUGAUGGGAGUGGAGGCGCUGCAAAGGAAACAUCCACUGAAAGGACCGGGAUUACCGGAUGACAUUGCGAAAGUGGCGGUGGUAUUGGCGAGCGAAGAUGCCAGCUGGAUGACGGGAGCGUGUGUACCGGUGGACGGGGGAUAUACAGCUCAGUAG